Molecule: messenger RNA, 1401 nt
Organism: Lynx canadensis (Canada lynx)
Lineage: Eukaryota; Metazoa; Chordata; Mammalia; Carnivora; Felidae
Gene: ZIC3
Product: Zic family member 3
Exons: 3
Coding region: 1-1401 (466 amino acids)
Biological process (GO): regulation of transcription by RNA polymerase II; central nervous system development
Cellular component (GO): nucleus
Molecular function (GO): DNA-binding transcription factor activity, RNA polymerase II-specific; RNA polymerase II cis-regulatory region sequence-specific DNA binding
Source: RefSeq, a predicted model, not a curated record
AUGACGAUGCUCCUGGACGGAGGCCCGCAGUUCCCCGGGCUGGGAGUGGGCAGCUUCGGCGCGCCGCGCCACCACGAGAUGCCCAACCGCGAGCCGGCGGGCAUGGGGCUGAAUCCCUUCGGGGACUCGCCCCACGCCGCCGCCGCCGCCGCCGCCGCCGCCUUCAAGCUGAGCCCCGCCGCGGCUCACGAUCUGUCUUCGGGCCAGAGCUCCGCGUUCACGCCGCAGGGCUCGGGUUACGCCAACGCCCUGGGCCAUCACCACCACCACCAUCACCACCAUCACCACGCCGGCCAGGUGCCCAGCUACGGCGGUGCAGCCUCCGCCGCCUUCAACUCCACGCGCGACUUUCUGUUCCGCCAGCGCGGCUCCGGGCUCGGCGAGGCGGCCUCGGGUGGCGGGCAGCACGGGCUCUUCGCCGGCUCGGCGAGCAGCCUGCACGCUCCAGCUGGCAUCCCCGAGCCUCCUGGGUACCUGCUCUUCCCCGGGCUGCAUGAGCAGGGCGCCGGGCACCCGUCGCCCACAGGGCACGUGGACAACAACCAGGUCCACCUGGGGCUGCGCGGGGAGCUGUUCGGCCGCGCCGACCCGUACCGCCCGGUGGCCAGUCCGCGCACGGACCCCUACACGGCCGGCGCGCAGUUCCCUAACUACAGCCCCAUGAACAUGAACAUGGGCGUGAACGUGGCGGCCCACCACGGGCCCGGCGCCUUCUUCCGUUAUAUGCGGCAGCCCAUCAAGCAGGAGCUGUCGUGCAAGUGGAUCGACGAGGCUCAGCUGAGCCGGCCCAAGAAGAGCUGCGACCGGACCUUCAGCACCAUGCACGAGCUGGUGACACAUGUCACCAUGGAGCAUGUGGGGGGCCCGGAGCAGAACAACCACGUCUGCUACUGGGAGGAGUGCCCUCGCGAGGGCAAGUCCUUCAAGGCGAAGUACAAACUGGUCAACCACAUUCGAGUGCACACGGGCGAGAAGCCCUUCCCGUGCCCCUUCCCGGGCUGCGGGAAGAUCUUUGCCCGCUCCGAGAACCUCAAGAUCCACAAGAGGACCCACACAGGUGAGAAACCUUUCAAAUGUGAAUUUGAAGGCUGUGACAGACGCUUUGCCAACAGCAGCGACCGCAAGAAGCACAUGCAUGUGCACACCUCGGACAAGCCCUAUAUCUGCAAAGUGUGCGACAAGUCCUACACGCACCCGAGCUCUCUGCGCAAGCACAUGAAGGUUCAUGAAUCUCAAGGGUCAGAUUCCUCCCCUGCUGCCAGUUCAGGCUAUGAAUCUUCCACUCCACCCGCUAUAGCUUCUGCAAACAGUAAAGAUACCACUAAAACCCCUUCUGCAGUUCAAACUAGCACCAGCCACAACCCUGGACUUCCUCCCAAUUUUAACGAAUGGUACGUCUGA